AAGGAUUCAGAAUCACGAAAGCGAUUCGUUGUUAACAGCAAACACUCAUCUAAUCGUGUCACCUAUAAAAUACUACAAUAUUCCCUAUUUCUCAGCAUUUCUGUUAACAAAAGAAAGUGUGACAUUGUUGUUUAAACCAAGAAGAAGGGAAAGAGGAGAGUAUAUUCGUUUGAAGGAACAGGACCAACGACGCCACUUCUAUCUCUUUGACACUUGCUCUUAUUCAUUCAACUACCUUUCAAUUUCCAAUUUUUAAUAAAAGGGUCUUUAAUUUUAUCGAACUAUAGAAUAUAUUGGUUUAUUAUACAAAAUUAUUAUAUUGGCAUGGCACAAGAACAAGAAAAUGAAGCAAAGCCUCAGUCUUCUUCCUCUCAGCCUUCUGUGGAACCGGACAUGGACACUAAGUCCAUCAUGAUUCCAACAACUUCAUGGUUUACACCAAAGAGGUUACUGGGUAUAUUUUGUGUGAUUAACAUGCUAAACUAUUUGGACCGAGGUGCAAUAGCAAGCAAUGGGGUUAAUGGAAGUCGAAGAACUUGUGAAGGUGGCACCUGCAAACCUGGAACUGGAAUACAGGGGGAUUUUAACUUGACCAAUUUUGAGGACGGAGUUCUAUCAUCUGCUUUUAUGGUUGGACUUCUUCUGGCUUCUCCAGUAUUUGCUUCUCUAGCAAAGAGUGUAAACCCGUUUAGACUUAUUGGAGUUGGAUUAUCAGUAUGGACUCUUGCAACCUUACUUUGUGGUUUCUCUUUCAAUUUCUGGUUCAUUGCACUCUGCCGCAUGCUAGUUGGUGUUGGCGAGGCUUCAUUUAUAAGUCUUGCAGCACCUUUCAUUGAUGACAAUGCUCCAGCUCCACAGAAAACGGCAUGGCUUUCCAUAUUUUACAUGUGUAUACCAGCAGGAUAUGCAAUUGGCUAUGUCUAUGGUGGUUUGGUUGGAAGUCAUUUUGGUUGGCGUUAUGCAUUUUGGGUGGAAGCUAUAUUGAUGUUUCCAUUUGCUAUUUUGGGAUUUGUUAUGAAGCCUUUGCAGCUGAAAGGUUUUGCCCCUACUGAUUCAGAAAAGGCACUGACAGUUGAGAUAGUUGGGUCAGAAGUUCAAGGUGUGGAGGCUUCAAAUGGAAAAGAUGAACCAUUAUCCUUGAAGUCUGAGUUCAGAGACAAAAGCUCACUUGAACCUUCCAAGUCAAAAUCUGCAACCACAAUAUUAGACCAGUUCUCAAGAUUUCUGAAAGAUAUGAAAGAACUUUUGCUUAAUAAGGUUUUUGUUGUCAAUGUUCUAGGUUACAUAGCAUACAACUUUGUAUUAGGUGCUUACUCAUAUUGGGGACCCAAAGUUGGCUAUAGUAUAUAUCACAUGACUAAUGCAGAUAUGAUAUUUGGAGGAAUUACUGUUGUAUGUGGAAUAUUUGGCACCUUAGGAGGAGGCUUUGUUCUUGAUUUCAUGACUAGCAGCAUAUCAAAUGCAUUUAAGCUUCUCUCAGUGACAACAUUUAUCGGUGGUGCUUGUUGUUUUUGUGCCUUCUUAUUUAGAACCGAGUAUGGAUUCCUAGCUCUUUUUGCUAUUGGUGAACUACUUGUGUUUGCCACUCAGGGUCCUGUGAAUUAUGUAUGUCUCCGUUGUGUUAAACCAAGUUUGAGGCCCCUGUCAAUGGCAAUGUCUACUGUUGCUAUUCAUAUCUUUGGAGAUGUACCUUCCUCACCACUUGUUGGAGUGUUGCAGGAUAAUAUUAAUAAUUGGAGAACGACUGCAUUGAUUCUAACAACUAUAUUUUUUCCAGCAGCUGCAAUAUGGUUCAUUGGAAUAUUUUUGCGUAGUGUGGAUAGAUAUAAUGAAGAUAGUGAGGUUGAAGUAUCAAGCGUCGAACGGACAAGCACAACACCAUUGUUUGAAGAGAGAAUUCCUGAAACAUCAACAUCUCAUCAAUCUCAGCAAUGCUGAUUUCUUUAGGUAGAUUUUGUUUCGCAUAAUGAUGGCCAUUGAAAUGUAAAUACUAAAGCAUUCUUAUUUUUUAAUUUUUUCUUUUGAAAUUUUUCCCUUGCUUUAUAUUUUUUGUGUAAGUAUCAUUUUGCUAAGUAAAGGAAAUGAAAUACAAUGGUCCAUAUUGGUAGCUUGACUGUCUAAUCUCUACUUUGUUAAAGAUUAUUAUUUAGGUUUAUGUUUCACCAUUUUGGGCAUAACUUUGUAAAUAUAUAUCAGCUU
Cajanus cajan (pigeon pea) is the source of this 2199-nucleotide messenger RNA. RefSeq names its product putative sphingolipid transporter spinster homolog 2. Gene Ontology annotation, cellular component: membrane. Gene Ontology annotation, molecular function: transmembrane transporter activity. Lineage: Eukaryota; Viridiplantae; Streptophyta; Magnoliopsida; Fabales; Fabaceae. Gene Ontology annotation, biological process: transmembrane transport. The record is from RefSeq and is a predicted model, not a curated record.